This is a messenger RNA of Chara braunii, 1992 nucleotides long. The record is from the annotation of a GenBank genome assembly. NCBI's taxonomy places the organism in Eukaryota, Viridiplantae, Streptophyta, Charophyceae, Charales, Characeae.
UCUAUGCUUCUCUCUCUCUAUCCUUGUCUCUCCUUCCCCAUCUUGACCAUCUCCAUCUCCACCAACCUUGGGUGUUUUGUGUGCUUCAUCCCUCCUCCUCCUCCUCCUCCUCAUCGUCCUCCUCCUAUUCUUCUCCCUCCUCCUCCUGCUGCUGCUCCUCGUUAUCGUUUGCUAAACAAGCACUCUACUACGGAGUGGUGUUUAGAUUCUCUCUCACCCUCCCGUUCCCCCCCAUUCCCCUCCCCCCCCUCUCUCCCAUCCCCUCCCCCCCUUCGCGCUCCUCACCUCCCCCUGGCAUUCUCUCUGCUGUUGCUCGUUCUUUUUUGUGGUUGCUGUUCGACAUGCCGCGGUUCGAGUCCCUGCUGGAGUGUAUUGGCAACACGCCGGAGGUUCGCUUACGCAACACGUUCAGCGAGGAGGAUGGGCUGAGCGAGGGGACGAGGCUGUACAUCAAAUGCGAGAGAUUCAAUCCGGGCGGGUCAAUCAAGGACCGCAUCGGUCUGCAGAUGAUCGAAGACGCGGAGGCCAGCGGGGAGCUCGUCCCCGGGGUGUCGGAGAUCGUGGAAGUGACAAGUGGCAACAUGGGGAUAGGCCUAGCAAUAGCGGCGGCAUUCAAGGGGUACCCCUGCACAUUCAUCAUCCCCGGGUACUAUUCGAGGGAGAGAUGGACAACCAUGGCCGCCUACGGGGCGGGGGUGGAGAUCACCCCUCCCGAGCUGGGCGUUCCCGGCGCGCUGGACCGCCUGGCGCUCUUCCGCCGAGAGCGACCCAACGCCUGGUUCGCUAAUCAGUUCGACAAUCCCGCUAAUCCCAAGGCGCACUCGGACGGGACGGCGGAGGAGGUGGUGAGGGAUUUCCCCGAGGGGAUAGACUACCUCAUCGCGGGCGCGGGGACGGGAGGGCACCUGUCGGCGCUCGCGCGCAAGCUCAAGAAAGUGUGGCCAGCCUUGAAGGUGUACUACGCGCUGCCAUCUGUCAGCAGGUUCUAUGAGUCCUUCUUACCAACAGCAGCCGCAGGAGCAGCAGGAGGAGGAGGAGAGGGUGGGGAAAAGGACGAGGAGGAGGAGGAGGAGGAGAGGGGGAUGCGGUUGAUCGAUGUGGAUCUGACGGUGCCGUCGGGAGAACACCGCCUCCACACUCUUCAAGGCCUCAACCCCGGGCCUUUCAGACCAUUGAACAUGGAGUUCGAGAACCUGGACGCCUUCGUGUACGUGACGCAGGAGGAGGCGUACGAGUAUGCCAGGAGAGCGACGAGACGGGAUGGAUUGUUCUGCGGAGCGAGCACGGGGGCGGUUCUAGCUGCCGUCGCUAAGGUGCUGCCGGAGAUCCCCGCAGGGUCCACCGUUCUCGCUUUCAACUACGACCUCGGAGAUCGCUACCUCAGCGUGCCCGAUCUCUUCACGGACGAGAACGUGCGCAUCUUAAAGUCCAUCGAGGACCCCAUACUCCCACCCCCGAACCGACACCAACCCAAGGUCAUCAUAGGUCGGCCCUCUCAAGUACCCAACGACGCCGUGAGACCGCGCAAAUCCGAAAACGAGGCUGACCACUAACAAGCUCCGAUGCUUCCACGACCACCAUCUACCCCUCUCUCUCUCUCUCUCUCUCUCUCUCUCGCCCCCGGAGGACAAAGUGGACACUUAUAGGCGCUCCCACUAGUACCUAACCUUCGUCCCUCUCUCUCUCCCUCCCCCACUCCGGGAAAACGUAGCCCGCCAGUAGGCGCUUCCACUAAUACCUAGAACCCCUCGUCCACCUCCCCCCCCCCCCCCCCCCCCCCCCCCCCCCCCCCCUCUCUCUCUCUCUCUCUCUCUCUCUCUCUCUCUCUCUCUGUGUGUCUCUCUGUGUGCCCCCGUAUUCACAGAGGGAAUUGGUUGCUACCUUGCGAGCGCUCGCGGUGUGGGUGGGUGGUGAUUCCACGAACUGUGUGUGUGUAGUUUGUUGUCUUGUGGCGAGCGAAGCAGGGGGGAUGAAUAAAGACGCCUUUUACGU